Messenger RNA from Clupea harengus (Atlantic herring), 853 nucleotides. RefSeq names its product STING1 ER exit protein 1 (gene steep1). Gene Ontology annotation, biological process: endoplasmic reticulum to Golgi vesicle-mediated transport; endoplasmic reticulum membrane organization. Lineage: Eukaryota; Metazoa; Chordata; Actinopteri; Clupeiformes; Clupeidae. The record is from RefSeq and is a predicted model, not a curated record.
UACGUAAUUAGUGAGCGACACGAAUUUACGACGCUUACACGGUUUUAUUUUUUGUCGUAGAUUGAAAAACAAUAUAUUUUAGUGAAGACAUUUAGAAGAAGAUGCCUAAAGUUGUUUCGCGAAGUGUUGUUUGCUCCGAUACGCGGGAUCGCGAAGAAUAUGACGAUGGAGAGAAACCCCUUCAUGUUUACUACUGUUUAUGCGGCCAAAUGGUGCUUGUACUGGAUUGCCAAAUUGAGAAGUUACCCAUGCGGCCGAGGGACAAGUCCAGGGUUAUAGAUGCCGCCAAACACGCCCACAAGUUCUGCAACGUGGACGACGACGAGUGCCUGUUCCUGAAAAGACCGGAGGGCAUCGAGAGGCAGUACAGAAAGAAAUGUGGAAAGUGCGGCUUGCUGCUCUUUUAUCAGCACCAGGUCAAGAACACUCCGGCAACGUUCAUAGUGGACGGCGCUGUGGUGAAGUUCGGCCAGGGCUUUGGGAGCCCGAGUGUGUACAGCACGAAACAGGAAGCCCCUAAGAAAGUCAGGGUGAUGAUGACCAAACGAACCAAAGACAUGGGCAAGUUCAGCUCUGUUACCGUGUCGACCAUAGAUGAAGAGGAGGAAGAGAUUGAGGCGAGGGAGGUUGCAGACUCGUACGCACAGAAUGCCAAGGUCAUCGAGAAACAGCUGGAGAGGAAGGGCAUGAGCAAGAGGAGAUUGCAGGAGUUGGCUGAACUAGAAGCAAAGAAGGCCAAAAUGAAGGGCACACUCAUUGACAACCAAUUUAAGUAGUUUAAAUGUGUGUGUGUGUGUGCGUAUGUAUGUGUGUGUGUGUGUGUGUGUGUGUGCGCGUGUGUGUGUGUGUGUGU